This is a messenger RNA of Octodon degus (degu), 1795 nucleotides long. RefSeq names its product zinc finger protein 793 (gene Znf793). Gene Ontology annotation, molecular function: RNA polymerase II cis-regulatory region sequence-specific DNA binding; DNA-binding transcription factor activity. Gene Ontology annotation, biological process: regulation of transcription by RNA polymerase II. The record is from RefSeq and is a predicted model, not a curated record. The transcript has 4 exons. Lineage: Eukaryota; Metazoa; Chordata; Mammalia; Rodentia; Octodontidae. The coding region runs from base 1 to 1212 and encodes 403 amino acids.
AUGGAUCUUCAGGAGAUAUCUGUGUCAUUCAAAGAUGUGGUUGUGGGCUUUACUCAAGAGGAGUGGCACCGGCUGAAUCCUGCACAGAGGGCCCUGUACCGAGAUGUGAUGUUAGAGACCUACAGCAAUCUGGUCUCAGUGGGUUAUGAAGGCACCAAACCAGAUGUGAUCCUUAGACUGGAACAGGAAGAAGCACCAUGGAUUUGUGAGGCAUCAUGCCCAGGCUGCUACUGUCGGGAAGAUAUAUGGCAAGUUGAUGUCCAGAGGAAGAGACAGCAAGACAGGCAAGGUGCAUUCAUCAGCAAGAAAGCACUGUCCAUGAGAAAAAUCCGUGAAUGUAAUAAGUUUGGGAAAAUAUCACUUCGGAGCACUGAUCUUUUUCCUUCAAUUCAAAGGCCCAGUAACUGGGAUCCUUCUGGAAAGAGUUUGAAUGAUAACUUAGACUUGGUUGGUUUGAAGAGGAAUUAUGCAAGAAAACAAGAUGAGUGUUAUGGAUAUGGGAAAUUGUUGCAAUGCAGCAACCAUGAUAAAAGAUCUAAUGGAGAAAAAUCCUGGGGAUGCAGUCACUGUGAGAAAGCUUUCAGCCAUAACCCAGCACUUAUAUAUAAAUCAGCAGUGACUAAUUCUCUUGUGUACAAACGAAAGAGGAUUCCACCUACAGAAAAACCUCAUGUCUGUAGUGAGUGUGGGAAAGCCUUUUGCUAUAAGUCUGAAUUCAUUAGGCAUCAGAGAAGUCACACAGGGGAGAAGCCUUAUGGAUGCACUGACUGUGGGAAAGCCUUUUCACAUAAAUCAACCCUAAUUAAACACCAGAGAAUUCACACAGGGGUAAGGCCUUUUGAAUGCUUUUUUUGUGGGAAAGCCUUUACACAGAAGUCACACCGCACAGAACAUCAGAGAACACAUACAGGAGAGAGACCUUUUGUGUGCAGUGAAUGUGGAAAGUCAUUUGGUGAGAAGUCUUACCUCAAUGUACAUCGAAAAAUGCAUACUGGAGAAAGACCCUACCGUUGUAGAGAAUGUGGAAAAUGCUUUAGCCAAAAGUCAUGCCUCAAUAAACAUUGGAGGACUCAUACAGGAGAAAAACCCUAUGGGUGCAAUGAAUGUGGCAAAGCUUUCUACCAGAAGCCAAACCUAAGUAGACACCAGAAAAUACAUGCUAGAAAGAAUGCUUACAGGAAUGAAAAUUUAAUGAUUGUGGGGAAUCCUUGAUUACCAGUACACAGUUUCACUGGGUAUAGGAAUUGAUCCUGAAAGAUUUUAACAACUUAAUGAAGUUAGGUAGAAUGUUUUAUCAAAAGGAAAGUCGUACUGCAAUUAUGAUAAAACUUUAAGGGAAAGACUAUGGAAAAUACUUUAUAAAAUAUUGUAUAAACAUGUUUACUCUGACAUAAAAUUUUAAAGUAUAUUGAAUAACAACAGAUUACAAAAUGUAUGUGAAAAGACUUAGAAGUAUAUGAUGGUACUUUCCUCAGUGUAAUACAUAAUAAUUAUUUAUAUUUUUAAAUUGUUAACGUGAAUCACAUAAAUUGUGAAUAUCAAAUCUAUAUAUCACACAGUACAUGGAAUGCCAUCUUCCCCUUCUUCCCCCACACCAGUUUUUCAUUCUAAAUAUCACCAUUUUCUUUUCAUGUCUUAACAGUACAGAAAACCAAUAAUACAAUGGUAAGAGCCUCAACAAAAUAGACCAGGUACAUGUUCUCCAUCUUGCUUAUAAUAAAUGUCAAUGGGUUUCACAUUUGUUAUUGAGCCCUUCUCUGAAAGAGAAAGUAAUGUUUUUAAUGUUGUCUGGUUA